Messenger RNA from Penicilliopsis zonata CBS 506.65, 906 nucleotides. RefSeq lists its product as hypothetical. Gene Ontology annotation, molecular function: procollagen-proline 4-dioxygenase activity; iron ion binding; L-ascorbic acid binding. The record is from RefSeq and is a predicted model, not a curated record. Gene Ontology annotation, biological process: peptidyl-proline hydroxylation to 4-hydroxy-L-proline. NCBI's taxonomy places the organism in Eukaryota, Fungi, Ascomycota, Eurotiomycetes, Eurotiales, Aspergillaceae. The transcript is spliced from 2 exons. Gene Ontology annotation, cellular component: endoplasmic reticulum. Bases 1 to 906 code for a protein of 301 amino acids.
AUGUCUUCCAUCAUCCAAGCCCAAGGCAUCCUCCCGUUGUUUCUCAACGUCUCAACGUCGCUAGGCUCGGGUUUGAUUAUCCAUGGGAUUUCCCUCGGCGAUGGGAACCAAUUCUUCUCCCUAGGAGAGAAGAUUCCCGCCGUUGCAACCAGCGCAUCAGUCCAAACGCACACCCCAGACAGCACUUUGUCUCCUCAACAUCCAGCCAACUUCCUGGAGUUUGUGCAGCCCGAUCAGUCGAUUGAGUGUCCUGAGCAUGAUUUCCAGGCAUACCUUAUCGCCGAGAGUCCGCGGAUGAUCUAUAUCGAAUCUUUCCUGAGUGAGGAGGAAAGACAGCAUGUAAUGGCGAUCAGCAACCCAUACUACACUCCUGCCAUGGUGUACAACACCGAGACCGAUACAGCGACAGCAGAAGGGGGAUACCGGCGUAGUGAAACGGCUAUAUUGCCGCGCGACUCGACCGUCAAAUGCAUUGAAAGACGUGCGCAGUCACUGCAGCAGUGGACAAACAUGGCCCUUGAGCCUCUUUCGGUCCAACGAUACCAAAAGGACGGAUACUUUGUUCACCAUCAUGACGGAUUCGGCGACUCUCUCCCCAACCGCAUGUCGACCUUUAAUGUCUGGCUGGACGGCAACUGCACCGGGGGCGGCACCCAUUUCCCCAUGAUUCCCCGGUGGGAGGACCCGGCCCUGUGCGCUUUUCUUGACUGUGAGGCUGCGGAGAAUGGGACGGUGUUCAAACCGAUUGCUGGCAAUGCGCUGUUCUGGCAGAACGUUGCCCCAGACGGCAAGGCGUAUGAAGAGAUGGUCCAUGCCGGGCUUGUCGUGCUGGAAGGGACGAAGAUCGGGCUGAAUAUCUGGAGUUGGGUGUUUCCCAACGGCGACUUUCGAGGACAGUCGAUAUAG